AUGGCGAAAAAUAUGGAAAAUACUAGCUAUCGAAAGAUUGAUGUUGACGCAUAUGAUCCGGAGAACUACGAUGAAAAUGAGGAUGCAGGUGAAACUCCUGGACUCGGACCCGAUGAGCGUAGUGUUACAUCUUUUCUUCAAACUAAUCGGUUUGAAGAUGCUCUCCAUGCAGCACUUUUAAAUCCACCACUGAAAUGUAAAAAUCAGGCUGUCAAGGACAAGGCGACAAUGCUUGUAGCUAAAGUACUUGGAUCCUUCAAAUCCAGUGAAAUUGAAGCUGUAGUGAAGAGGCUUUCCAAUGACGAAGGCGAUAUUCUUAUGAAAUAUGUUUACAAAGCCAUGGAAAUAACACCAGAAAAUGCACUUUGUCAAACAUUACUUACAUGGCACUCCUUGCUAGUGGCUCGCUUCGGACUUGGAGCUAUUAUUCGUGUGUUCUCUGACAGAAGUCGUCUCUAA
Messenger RNA from Necator americanus (New World hookworm), 459 nucleotides. RefSeq lists its product as uncharacterized. NCBI's taxonomy places the organism in Eukaryota, Metazoa, Nematoda, Chromadorea, Rhabditida, Ancylostomatidae. Gene Ontology annotation, molecular function: actin filament binding. Gene Ontology annotation, cellular component: actin cytoskeleton; cytoplasm; Arp2/3 protein complex. The transcript is spliced from 5 exons. The record is from RefSeq and is a predicted model, not a curated record. Gene Ontology annotation, biological process: Arp2/3 complex-mediated actin nucleation; regulation of actin filament polymerization; cell migration. The coding region runs from base 1 to 459 and encodes 152 amino acids.